AUCAGCAGCAUCAUUGCCCGCCUCCACCGCCGCCGCCCUCCCGCCCCUAUUCCCCGCGACACGCUGCAGCUCGGCCACGCCUACCGCCUCAUCGCCGUCGACGAGGUCACCAGGGCCGUGCAGGCCAGGAAGGAGGAGAAGACCUCCGCCGGCGAUGACCAGUCGCUCAUGGACGACGGUCUCGAUCAGUUGGAGCAGCAGGACAGGGACGGCCACCCGAGCAGCUCGACGAAAGGCUCGAGGCAUCGCCAGUGGCGCCCGUCUCUGCACAGCAUCGCCGAAGUCAGCAGCUGAUGCGGCCGACGCAUGGCCUGUAUUUUAGAGUUCAAGUUCAUCUCAUCAGAUGGUUGCUAGAUUCAAGCUCAACACCGGAAGAUGAGCGUCUGCAAAUUACCGGUUUUAACUCAUCUUUUUAGUGAGAUUAAGGUUGGUGCCUCCGCAUCUCAGUGUUGGGACAAAGAGGAAGUUUGAACUAGCAGUGUGGUGUUCGGUGUAGUAGUAAUAUAUUAUUCAGUUAUGAUGCAAAGUACGUAUCUUUGCAGGUGGGUUUUGAGGAUCUUGCUGUUGCUGUGUACUAUACUGUAUUGUUGUCGUUGUUGGUGCCUAAUUCGCAAUCAUAGGCUCGCUGCAUAUUUGCAAUCAUAAGGCUGCUGCAAUGAUA
This is a messenger RNA of Triticum dicoccoides, 661 nucleotides long. RefSeq lists its product as uncharacterized. The record is from RefSeq and is a predicted model, not a curated record. The transcript is spliced from 3 exons. The annotation marks the transcript as partial. Lineage: Eukaryota; Viridiplantae; Streptophyta; Magnoliopsida; Poales; Poaceae.